This is a messenger RNA of Drosophila willistoni, 2292 nucleotides long. RefSeq lists its product as uncharacterized. The coding region runs from base 16 to 2100 and encodes 694 amino acids. The transcript has 2 exons. The record is from RefSeq and is a predicted model, not a curated record. Lineage: Eukaryota; Metazoa; Arthropoda; Insecta; Diptera; Drosophilidae.
AAAACAAACACCAGAAUGUCGAAAAAACUACCAACUAUAUCCGUAACAACCGAACAGCAUACUUCCCAUUCUGAAUCAUCAUCAUCUUCCCAGGAUUCUGAAAGCAAUGACAUGGACUACGGACGCAAUGGUGAUGCAGGCGGCGUUACCGAUGUUGAGGAUUUUGACAGUCAAGCCGAGGUUCUAAAGCCAAGAUCACGACGUGGCUCGGGCUCUCAGUCUCACCAGUCAAAGCCCAAGCCUAAGUCGAAUCCUUUUGAAAACGAUGUUACCGAUGUGGAAGACUACGCUACCGAUUCUGAUGAUGAAGAAAAAAGUACCGCAUAUCCUGAAUUGAAACUAUCUUUGCGUGAGUUUUUGCAGCAAGGAUUGCAAAACCAGGAGGCUGUCGAUAACGAUGCCAAGGAGAGUUGCGAAAUAAAAGCUGGUAACUUUUUGCAAGCACAAAACUUGAAUGGCCUGGCGGACUAUUUGACCGAUUGUGAGGACUAUGAUACCGAUUCUGAGGUGGACUAUGGCUGCGAAAAGUCCGUAUGUGUUGAUCUCGAUAAUGCGAUAGGUGAUCAAGGACGCGUUAAUAUCGCCGAUGGUGAAAAGCAUCAGGACGACUCUGAUCAGUAUGAGGACGUUUCUGUGAUUAGCGAUAUUAGCGAUUUGGCCUCUGCCAUGUCCGACUGCACUGGCAUUGGGGUUCGUGGCAUGUCCCAGGAUGAAAUGCUCGAGGUGUCUGGUAGCGGUAGUGAAGAAGUUUGUCAAAUUGCGUGCUCGAGUAGCGACUCUGAACUUGAAGGUGCAGCCGCUCAAAGUGCCAACUGCAGCGAUGCCAAUUAUCCGCCCAUAGAUGUGGCGUUCGUUAGCGCCAGUGGACAACCACGUCGUAAUUCGAAAUCAACUAUUUGCGUUAGUGAGAGGAAGGGUAAACACUUUCUGCAGCUAUCGGGGAAAAACGAGGAAGUAUUAACCGAUAUUGAAGGCAUCGAUGAUUCGGCAGCCGAAGAUAGUUUUGACAACGAGGAGGACGAUGAGCAACCCAUACCACGUGCCAUUAUUUUAGCUUCCGGAGACGAUGGCACUUGUCUCACGGACGUCGAAGACAUUUUCUGCGAGGACACAUCCCUUUCCAGCUGUUUGCCCGAAAUAAAUGCUGUGGCACCAGAAACUCUGCCCUUGCCGCAUCGUGAGGUGGUGGAACUUAAGGAAGACAAAUAUGGCGACACCAUCACCAAUGUCAUGCCCAUGGAUAAAAAUUACGAGUUCGGCAUCUACAACCCAUAUGUCAAGGAUGCCAUACACACUGACUCAGAGGACUAUUCUUGUGCCGAGGACUGGAGUCUCAAUCAAUCGAUAGCUGAUGAUGCUUUGGUUGCCGGUGCUGGCCUAAUCGAAAAUGAGGUUAUCGUUUCAAAUGAACUGAUGAAGCAGCAGCAAAAUAAACGCCUAGAAGUACUGUCGAAUGCGGAAUCGGUAACAGAUGUUGAGGAAAUUUUCGUAGCGGGCACAAACCGGCGCAAAAAACUAAAGACACGCACUCUCAGCAAGGGUAAGAACAAGCUAUUGGAUGUAGUCAAAGCUAAGGAGGAUGGCGUCACCGAUGUCGAGGACAUGGAUUUAAGUGAAUGUGAUCUACCGCCAAGUGUAAAACGUGUCGAUCAACUGAAACUGCAAGCCAAAUCACAAAAUGCUGACAAGCUUACCGAUGCCGAAGACCUAUCCACUGAUGAUGUUUCAGAAGUAUCCGAUGCAGGAUCUCCAAUUCCACCAUCGUGCGAUAAGACAAGCAACAAGAUCAAACUGCAACCACUUCAUUUGCGUUUACAAAAGGAGGAAGUGAUCAGUCAGCAGAACACCGACAUUGAGGAUGUACAGCUGCCAUCGGAGGCCGAAGAUGGCCUCGAAGCCCCCUCUAUUCAAGUGGCCAAUAGCAAUAGUAAGGAGCUAAAUGAUAUGCUUAACGAAAGCUAUACUGUCGUUCAUGAGAGAACCGGUCAAUGUUUUAAUGCCGAUGCUGAGAAGUUGCAUAUUAAGGGUGUAAUAAAAGACGCCCAUACCGAUGUGGAAUAUGUUGAAUCCGAUGAGUCAGCCGCCAGAGGAGGCAAUUAGUGUCCACCUUUCCCGAUUUCAAUUCCGAUCCCAAAAAAUCAAUUGCCAAAUAUCCAAAACAAAUCCAAAAACCAUUUUCAACAAUAGCCUUUAAGUUUUACUUAAACCGACACACAUACACUCGACCAUUUUAAACCAUUGAAGAAAAAACAAUUGACUCGUCCAUACUGGAUAUUAAAAAGAUCUCACAAG